ACUUAUUUAUUUUCUCUUUUCUGUAUAUAACUUUAUCCAAAAUAUCAUCAAGUGAUCUCUUGCCACAACCAUACAAUUUAUUUUUCUUUUUAGACAAAUUAACUGAAUCCAUGGCAUCAUCUUCACAGUACUGUCCUCGAUGGAAGUACGAUGUCUUCCUAAGUUUUAGAGGUGAAGAUACUCGAAAAACAUUUACGAGUCACUUGUACGAAGGUUUGAGAAAUAGGGGAAUAUUUACCUUUCAAGAUGAUAAAAGGCUAGAGCAUGGUGAUUCGAUCCCACAAGAACUCUUGAAAGCUAUCAUAGAGUCUCAAGUUGCUCUUGUUGUUUUCUCAAAGAAUUAUGCUACAUCGCGGUGGUGCUUGAAUGAACUAGAGAAGAUCAUGGAAUGCAAGAGCGAAAAUGGACAAAUGGUCAUACCGGUCUUCUAUGAUGUGGAUCCAUCACACGUUCGAAACCAGACCGAGAGCUUUGCAGAAGCAUUUGCCAAACACGAAAUGAGGUAUAAGGAUGAUGUUGAGGGGAUGCAGAAGGUGCAAGGAUGGAGGACUGUCCUAACUGCUGCUGUAAAUCUAAAAGGAUACGAUAUCCGUGACGGGAUUGAAUCAGAGAAUAUUCAGCAGAUUGUCAACUACAUCUCUUCUAAAUUAUGCAAGAUUGCUUAUUCUUCAUCUUCUUUGCAAGAUAUUGUGGGAAUAAAUGCUCAUUUAGAGAAAGUUAAGUCCCUACUUAAGAUAGAAAUAGAUGAUGUUCGGAUGGUAGGGAUAUGGGGAAUAGGCGGAGUCGGUAAAACAACAAUAGCAAAAGCCAUCUUUGAUACUCUAUCUUAUCAAUUUGAAGCUGCUUGUUUUCUUGAGGAUGUUAAAGAAAAUGCAACAAAGAAUCACCUGCAUUCUUUACAAAAUACCCUUCUAUCUGAGUUGUUAAGACGAAAAUAUGAUUAUGCCAAUAAUAAGUACGACGGGAAGAGACAGAUUUCGUACAGGCUUUUGUCAAAGAAAGUGCUAAUUGUUCUUGAUGACAUAGAUCAUAGUGAUCAUUUGGAGUAUUUAGCAGGUGAUCUUGGUUGGUGUGGUAAUGGCAGCAGAGUUGUUGUAACAACUAGAAAUAGACACUUGAUAGAGAAGGAUAAUGCAAUAUAUGAAGUUCCUACAUUACCUGAUCUUGAAUCUAUGCAACUAUUCAAUCAGCAUGCUUUCAAAAAAGAAGUUCCGGAUGAGCGUUUUAAGAACUUCUCGUUAGAGGUAGUAAAUCAUGCUAAAGGUCUUCCUUUAGCCCUCAAGGUAUGGGGUUCUUUAUUGCAUAAGAAAAGCCUGACUCAGUGGAGAAGCACUAUAGACCAAAUAAAGAAAAACUCUAGUUCAGAAAUUGUUAAAAAGCUCAAGAUAAGUUAUGACGGGUUGGAGCCCGAAGAGCAAAAGAUAUUUCUAGAUAUGGCAUGUUUCUUCCGAGGAGAUGAAAAAAAAGUAGUCAUUGAAAUCCUUGAAAGUUGUAAUUUUGGAGCUGAAUACGGAUUGGAUGUCCUGAUUGACAAAUCUCUUGUGUUCAUUUCCAAAAAUGAUAGGAUUGAAAUGCAUGACUUAAUUCAAGAUAUGGGCAGAUAUGUGGUGAAAAUGCAAAAAGAUUCGGGAAAACAGAGCAGACUUUGGGAUGCUGAAGAUUUCGAAGAGGUGAUGGUCAAUAAUACAGGGACAAAAUCUAUGGAAGCAAUCUGGCUACAACGUAUUCAAAAGCUACACUUUAGCAAAAAAGCCAUGAAAAAAAUGAUAAGGCUAAGAAUAUUAUACAUCGGUCACUUUGCACCUGACCAACAGCUCGCGUUAGCAAAUGAUGACUCCAUUGAGUACCUGCCCAACAGCUUGUGUUGGUUUGAUUGGCAUGGAUAUCCUUGGGAAUCAUUGCCAGAAAAUUUUGAACCUAAAGGACUUGUUCAUCUUGAUCUCCAGUACAGUUUUUUGCGUCAUUUAUGGAUUGGAACAAAGCAUUUGCCGUUUCUACGAAAGCUAAAUCUCAGCUUUUCUAGAAGCCUGAUGCGAACACCAGAUUUCACGGGGAUGCCAAAUUUGGAGUAUUUGAAUUUGGUGGAAUGUAUGCGUCUUGAAGAAGUUCACCAUUCCCUGGGAUGUUGCAGUAAACUCAUUGAGUUAGAUUUGGAUGGUUGUAAAAGCCUUAAGAAGUUUCCAUGUGUUAAUGUGGAGUCGCUUGAAUCUCUGUACCUAUAUCGGUGCUAUAGUUUAGAGAAAUUUCCAGAAAUCCUUGGAAGAAUGAAGCCGGGGUUAGAAAUUAAGGUGGAACGUUCUGGGAUAAGGGAACUACCAUCAUCUAUUCAGUACCUAACUCAUAUUACCAAGCUAGGUUUGAGUUUUCUGGAAAACCUUGUAGCUCUUCCGAGCAGCGUUUGUAAGUUGAAAGGUUUGAUGGAGCUAAAUGUGUCGUACUGCUUAAAACUUGAAAGCUUGCCAGAAGAGAUAGGUGAUUUAGAAAACCUGAAGGAGCUUCAUGCCACAUUCACUCAAAUUUCACGACCUCCAUCUUCCAUUGUCUGCUUGAACAAGCUUAAAUCCUUGACUUUUCAAAAAUCAGACGUAAGUCUCGAAGAUAGAGUUCUCUUUGUGUUCCCUCAGGUGAAUGAAGGAUUAAGCUUAUUGGAUGUUCUGUGUCUUGAUUACUGCAAUCUAAUUGAUGGAGGACUUCCGGAAGACAUUGGAUGCUUAUCCUCUUUGAAAAUGUUGGAUCUCAGUGGAAAUAACUUUAAACAUUUGCCUCAAAGCAUAGGCCAACUUGGUGCUCUUCAAUCCUUGGACUUAUCAUAUUGCAAGAGGCUUAAAGAGUUGCCAGAUUUGAUGGAGAUGCGGAAUUUGGAGACUUUGAAUCUGUCACAUUGUAUAAAUCUUGAAGAGGUUCAUCGUUCCGUAGGAUUUCUCAAAAACCUCCAUACUUUAAUAUUAACUAAUUGUAUACAGCUUAAGAGGCUUCCAGGUCUGUGCAUUGAUUCUCUUCGGUACUUGUGUCUACGGCAUUGCUCUAGUUUAGAAAAAUUUCCAAAAUUCCUUAGAAACACGAUUGUGGAGUCGGAGAUUUACAUGCUAGAAAAUGUGAUGAGGGAACUGGAAUUUCCACUUUCCUUUUCUCAGGAAAUCAUUUCCUUGUCACAAAGAGUGUUUAGCAUUGUGCUUGGUGGGAAUAAGUUUUCCUUGCAGCAAAUCCCAAGUUGGUUCCACCAUCGGGGAAUGGAUAAAAGUGUAUCAGUCAAUUUGCCUGAAAAUUGGUACAUACCUGAUAACUUCUUGGGAUUCGCUGUAUGUUACUCUGGCCGCGUAGCUGGUUAUACAACAGCUCACUUGAUUCCCUUAUGUGAUGAUGAUGGGAUGUCAUGGAAACUAGAUUUUUUCUACCUUUCAAAAGGUAGAGCUACAUCUAAUACUAUUCAUUUAUUCUUGUUACCUCUCGCUAGCUUAUGGGAUACGUCUAAGGCAAAUGGAAAAACACCAAAUGACUAUGGGCUUAUAAGGUUAUGUUUUAAAAGUAAAAUCAAGUAUGGAUUUCGUCUGUUGUAUAAAGAUGACAUAGAACUUGAGGCCUUGAAUUGGGACAAGGAGGAAAAUAAUGAUGAUCAACCAACAGAACAUAGCAUUGGGACCUAUGUUGCUCGGACUCUUCAAAAUUGUUGCCUCACCCGUCGACUUUUUUGAUGAGUCCAACAAACAUAGAUUGGGACAAGGAGGAGCAGAUAUGACAGUAGUGAAAACCAUGACUCCGUAACCAAUUAGGUCACAUUCUAGUAUUCAUGGGAGACACUUUGCAGCUCAUUCUUCCAAAUAUAGGGAGGUCGGGGAAAAGAUGGAACAUUUGAUGAUGCAGCACAGUGUGAGACAGUGGAGGAAGCUGGAGUACGAGGUGAAGUUGAGUGCAAACUGAGGAGAGGUGACACUGCCUAUGUUUCCUCUGUUUGUAACAGAACGAUUAGAGUCUUGGCCUGAGAAAGAGAUUCACGAAAGAACUCAAGUAUGCAAUAAUCCGUUAAAUUUUGAAAAGUAAGGAAACUUAAACUAAAGAUACAUAGAAUAGAAUGUAUUAAAAUGUUACUAUAAUUUUGUGGUCUUAAUAAUGUCAUGUUGAAAUUGAAAUAAAGAGAGUAAUAAAUCCUUUUUUUUUAAACUGAGUAUUGUGUAAACACAUUAAAUAAGGGAUAAACCUCUAUUAUUUAAUUUUCCAAAAGUUUAAUUUGACUCUAAUUUCCCGAAAGUUACAAUAAAAUCCCUCUAAUUCCUGCCCAAGUCAAUAAUAAAAUCCCUAAAUUUAAGAUUUUUUUUGUUCUAAUAUAAAUAAAUAUGAUGGUGUCUUACUUCAAUUGUAUCACGAUUAAAUGUCACAUCUUCUUGACGAAAUCACUAUGCUUAUUCUCUCAAAUUUACCCGUGAAAUCUUUGUUACGAUUCAAGUGUGUUUCUAAGUCAUGGGGUUGUUGGAUUUCAAGUCCAAAUUUUCAGCUCUCAAAUCAACAACGAGACGGAGUGAUGACCAUGUUUACAACACGUUCAACUAGGGAUAGCUCAUUCCAAUUCAUAUAUCAACAACUCACUUUUGAAGAACUUGAUUACCCUUGCAUGAUGAGUUGGCAUCAUAUCGAAAAAUAUUUUAGGUUAUUGGGGUCUUGUCAUGGUCUCAUACUAAUACAUGUAGACGAGCAUAUUUAUUUGUGGAAUCCUGCCACCCGAUUUUGCACCGAAGUGCUUGAGCUUGACCGAUUGAACGAUGAUGAUUAUUUUAUAGUUGGUUUAGGAGUUUUAAAUGAAUGUCUUUGUAUGACUCGAUUAGAUUAUGAUAAGAGCGGUGUUGAGAUAUUUGUCAUGAAGGAAUCAUGGAUAUUCGUAUAUUUCAUAAGGAAUUUAGAAAUAAAUCCUUCUCAUGAUUUUGUUGUGCCCUUUUUUGUGACAAAAAUGGGAGAAAUAGCUUUGAAAACAGAGAUUGAUUUUCACAAUAAAGUUAUCGUAUACAAUCCUAAGAAUGAUAAUAUGAGAGAUAUUCUCGUUAUCGAGAAGGUGACGAUGUGUUAUUGCAGCCCCAUCGUUAACUAUAUAGAAAACUUGAUCUCUCCGAAGGAAUAUUACUGGAGUGAGAAGUUGCACAAACAAUUUGGAAAACCUAUUUGGGAAUAGGAAUUUUAAUUGAUUUUCAUUAGGGAUCUUUUAUUUUAUUUUUCCUUCUUAA
Messenger RNA from Solanum stenotomum, 5210 nucleotides. RefSeq names its product TMV resistance protein N-like. Gene Ontology annotation, biological process: signal transduction; defense response. Gene Ontology annotation, molecular function: protein binding; ADP binding. The transcript is spliced from 6 exons. The coding region runs from base 111 to 3692 and encodes 1193 amino acids. NCBI's taxonomy places the organism in Eukaryota, Viridiplantae, Streptophyta, Magnoliopsida, Solanales, Solanaceae. The record is from RefSeq and is a predicted model, not a curated record.